UUCAAGUAUGGGGUUGCUUGUGUGGUCUUCAAAUGGGACCCUUCGGAAAAAUUGAAGGAUUGGAAAUAUUAAUGCCAUGCUACUUUACGCAGAAAAAACAUGCCUCUACGCUGGCGGUUCCAGUACGACAACGAACCAAGCACACAGCGAAAAUAAUAAAAACAUUUUUUGCAGUUCACAAUAAUAAUGUCGUUAAGUAGCCAGCUCAGAGUCCAGACCUUAACCUAUGUGAUUUAGUUGAACAAAAAAUUCGGACUGAACAUCCAGAAAAGUUUAAAAAUAGUGCUGAACUAUUUGAAAUAAUCGAAGUCGCAUGGAAUUAUAUUCCAAAAGAAACAAUAGAUAGCCUAAUUGGUUCUAUGAGAAGAAGAUGUCUAGCAGUUAUCAAAAAUAAAGUAUUAGCUU
Acanthoscelides obtectus is the source of this 405-nucleotide messenger RNA. NCBI's taxonomy places the organism in Eukaryota, Metazoa, Arthropoda, Insecta, Coleoptera, Chrysomelidae. The record is from the annotation of a GenBank genome assembly.